CCGAGCAGCUCCGCGGCGGGAGACACGCCGAGGCUAACGUCCGGCAGAGUCCGACAAAAACGCGAAUGUCGGCGGAGGAGAAGCGUCCAAACCCAGCGAUGGUGGAAACAUUUUCGCGGCAGAUUGAUGUCGUCUCUUCUGAGGGAGGAGAUGCAGCGAGUUUUAUUCCGACCUUCAAAACAGAGACUGGUGGAGUUCAUUGAGAUCGAAGAGCCGACGCCGGGACGACAUUUUAUUUGUGUUGCAGUUGCAAAAAACAAAGUGGUGCAGUUGAGUAUAGUGCGAUGUCAGAUCUCUCAGCCGUCACUUAAGACUGGCUCCAAAAAGACGGACACUAAACGCUCCAGCAUCCAGGACUGCUACAGGAGGGCUGAGGUCUGGUCCCUGCAUGACCUGAUUCUUGUUGAUGGACGGGACCCCGAUGUGGAUGACCCAUGUUUUCUGCUGCACUUUGACACGGUGCGGACGGUGACGGCCGUCAGCUGCUCAGCCAAAUAUGCCUUUGUGCGAGCCCUGGUGGCGCUCAGCGAUCAGCACUGUCAGAUGUCACUGAACCUGCGGAACUUUGACUGGAGCUACAUCAAGCCCACCUCCUUCUACUCCAACAGGGGAGACUGUGUUGUUCUGACACAGAUCUGCUUCUAUGCAUUCAAUCUGGUUUGUCUGUCCAUGUGUCCCGUGCCCCUCGAUGCAUAAUGGAAGGAAACAAUGACUGUGUGUAUGUGUGUGUGUGUGUUUGAGAUUGUGUGUGUGUGUGUCAGUUAUAAAACUGUGGCAGAUUUAUUGUAUAUAACUUGUCUUGAGUAGGAGGUGUGACCUAAGUGUAGUCUUACUGUUGCUUCUGUUGCACAAGCGUCAUUUACCAAGAAAUGUGUUUUGCAUUAAUGUUCUGCUGACUCUAUCUUCAUGGCAAAUGCAAGUUUCAAGCAGCUUGGUAUUUGUUCACAGGAUAAUUUGUGAUGUUUUAAUUAACUAUCCCUGAAAGUAUUCUAUUCUGUGCGCUAAUGUAAAAAUACCAGUUUCAAAAAAUGGAAAAGAAAUAAAACUAUUCAGAAUC
Molecule: messenger RNA, 1057 nt
Organism: Hippoglossus stenolepis (Pacific halibut)
Lineage: Eukaryota; Metazoa; Chordata; Actinopteri; Pleuronectiformes; Pleuronectidae
Gene: exoc1l
Product: exocyst complex component 1 like
Exons: 4
Coding region: 127-696 (189 amino acids)
Source: RefSeq, a predicted model, not a curated record